This is a messenger RNA of Apis dorsata (giant honeybee), 3608 nucleotides long. RefSeq names its product protein groucho-like. Gene Ontology annotation, biological process: negative regulation of canonical Wnt signaling pathway; regulation of DNA-templated transcription. Gene Ontology annotation, cellular component: transcription regulator complex; nucleus. Lineage: Eukaryota; Metazoa; Arthropoda; Insecta; Hymenoptera; Apidae. The coding region runs from base 473 to 2761 and encodes 762 amino acids. The record is from RefSeq and is a predicted model, not a curated record. Gene Ontology annotation, molecular function: transcription corepressor activity; protein binding. The transcript has 14 exons.
UGCGGUUGAUUAGUUGAUACCCGUCCGUCGUCGAGGGUAGAUCGUUCGAAAGUACGUCUUACGUGUGCGUGCUAUCGUGCUAUUCGUAUCGUACACGUUAAACGAUAUCGUCGUACAUAUUUUCUAUUUUAAUCGUACGUGUGUACUGUACAUCACUUUUUCUUUCGGUGUAUAUUUAUUGUGAAAUAGAAAUAUCAAGUGAGUGGCUACUACAGAAAAAGAACUCGAAGAAAAAGUGACAGUGCUUAGUGUGUGUUCUCGUUUCGACUCUAUUUUUUUUAUCUUGUGCCUUUUCCCAGUUUCGUUGUUUCUUUUUUCGUUACUGACCAGUGAAUAAUAGUGCAUACUGGCUAUGACCUGGGAUACCACCGGAUAUACCUGAGGAUAACGGAGACAUAUCCAUUACUCCUGACAGGACUUCGUCGUGACGGGAGGAAGCAACAUAACCUCUUCGAGGGCCUCUGACGAUAAGAUGUACCCUAGUGCCAGUAUAAACGCUGCGGCAGCUGUGGCUGUGGCAGCUGCGGCACGGCACCCGGGUCCGCCGCAACCCGGCCAACAAAUUAAAUUCACAGUCGGAGAAUCCUGCGAUAGGAUCAAAGAGGAAUUUAACUUUUUGCAGAAUCAAUGCCAUGCCUUGAAGCUCGAGUGCGAGAAAUUGGCCACGGAGAAGAUCGAGAUUCAGCGACAUUACGUGAUGUACUACGAGAUGUCGUACGGGCUAAACGUGGAGAUGCACAAACAGGCCGAAAUAUCGAAGAGACUGAACGCGAUCAUCGGACAGAUCCUGCCCUUUCUGUCUCAGGAGCAUCAGCAGCAAGUGGCGACCGCUGUUGAUAGGGCGAAACAGGUCACGAUGACGGAGCUGAACUCCAUAAUUGGGCAACAGAGACCGGAUAUAUCAAGAUUGUUGCAACAAAUGCAUGCUCAACAACUGCCACCGGGGACGGCGCUAGGCGCUCAUCCGGGGCUACCCGGACUUCCGGGACUAGGACCAGCUGCUGGACUUCCGGUGCCAACUUCCGCCUCCGCCGCGCUUCUUAGCCUUGGCUUGACGCCGGGGGCCGCCACUGCACCCGGCACAACAGCGGCUCAUCCGCUAUCGAUGUUGAGUAAACCGGAAUUGCAUCGUCAGCCCGACGAUUUAAAGAGCAACGGUGGUCUCAGCUCGACCGAGGAGAGACACAGGAGCUCGAUAUCGCCCGGUGAUAAAUAUAGUCGUCCGCGUACACCGCAGGAGACGCAUCAUUCCCAUCAUUCUCAGAAUCACCAUGACCAUCCCAUGCACAUCAAGAAGAUGAAGAAAGAGCAGGACAAGGACAUCGGUCAUAGUGACGGGGAGAAGAGUGACCAGGAUCUCGUGGUGGACGACGCGAGCGAGGGGCCAACGAGUCCCGUGGUAAACGGCACGACGUCGCCCCGAGAGAACGGUUUGGACAAGGUGGCGCCGAUAGGCGCCGGGGUGCAGACGAAGAAGGACGUGCCGCCCCAUUCGCCGAGAAGCGGGACGAGCAGCGGUUUGAAGCCAUCCGGCUCGGCCAAGCUACUCCAGGGACCACCGCCCCCCGGCGUGCCCAGCGCUUAUCCACCGCACUACGCCCCGGGUCCACCCCCUCACCAUCUGGCACCAGCUGGCCAGCAUCCUCACGUCGACAUGAUGGGUUAUAACGGCUAUGUGGCGCCCAGAGCACCACCUUCCCUCCAACAGCUCUACGAUCCCCACGUGGCCAUGAGGGCCCCUAUGGGAUCNNUCGGAGUGCCCGGAGGCAAACCCGCGUACAGUUUCCACGUGUCGAGCGAGGGCCAGAUGCAGCCGGUGCCCUUCCCACCGGAUGCGCUCAGCGGACAAGGGAUACCGCGUCAUGCGCGGCAAAUUAAUACCCUCAGCCAUGGGGAGGUCGUGUGCGCUGUCACGAUCUCGAAUCCGACCAAAUAUGUGUAUACCGGCGGCAAGGGAUGCGUCAAGGUUUGGGAUAUAGGGCAAGGUGGCACGGGUAGCACCAAGUCUGUGUCCCAGCUCGACUGCCUCCAACCUGACAAUUACAUCAGGUCGGUGAAACUGUUACCGGAUGGGAGAACGCUGAUAGUCGGAGGCGAGGCUAGCCGACUUAGUAUCUGGGAUCUGGCCAGUCCAACGCCAAGGAUCAAGGCCGAAUUAAUCUCGGCCGCCCCCGCCUGUUACGCCCUGGCAAUCUCCCCGGACUCUAAGGUUUGCUUCAGCUGCUGCAGCGACGGCAGCAUCGCCGUCUGGGAUCUUCAGAAUCAGUCCCUGGUGAGACAGUUCCAAGGUCACACGGACGGCGCCUCGUGCAUCGACAUCUCGGCGGACGGCUCGAAAUUGUGGACCGGCGGAUUGGACAACACGGUCCGCUCGUGGGAUCUGAGGGAAGGAAGGCAGCUGAAACAGCACGACUUCACAUCCCAGAUAUUCUCGCUCGGCUACUGUCCCACGGGGGAAUGGCUGGCCGUGGGCAUGGAGAACUCGAACGUCGAGGUGUUGCACGCCUCGAAUCCGGACAAGUACCAGCUACACCUGCACGAGUCUUGCGUAUUAUCGUUGAGAUUCGCCUCCUGCGGCAAGUGGUUCGUCUCAACUGGCAAGGAUAAUUUGCUGAACGCGUGGCGCACGCCUUACGGGGCCUCGAUAUUCCAGUCCAAGGAAUCGUCAUCCGUGCUCAGCUGCGAUAUAUCAGCCGACGACAGGUACAUCGUUACCGGUUCAGGUGACAAGAAAGCGACCGUCUACGAGGUCAUGUAUUGAACGACGAAACCGCAACGAAACCGAAACGUACCAACAACCGAACGUAUUCAUCAGACCCGAGCAACUCUCCACAGCGUGGGUGUACAUAAUUCUUAUACGAUAUUAACACGAGAGACGUUUGUUGCCCUUGUUCUUGUUAUUGUUGUUAUUGUUACUCUCGGUGAAGAAGAAAGAGAACGAGCCGAACGAACCGGAGUAAAAGAGAGAAAAGAAAAGAAAAGGUAAAAAAAAAAAAAAAAAGGAAUUCUUUCGAUCAAGAAUCAGAGAUCGAAUCGCGCAGCAACGCUCGAGAGAUUUUUUUGUAAAACAUCUACGUCGAGUUUUUAAGAUUUUUCGGAUAGAAAGAGAUUUAAAAAUAUUAUUAUUCAUGACAUAGACGGCGAAUAGAUUGAUAAAUUUCAUUUUUAAUGUCCGGAUCGUUCUUCUUAUUUCGAUCGAUAAUCGCUCGUUAAUGAACGUUUUUCAUCGAAAUCGGACAGUUCGUUCCGCUCGUUGCGCGUACGACCGCCAUUUUGGGCGGCUGAAUCGCGCUUAAAUUUGAAUAACGCUGACAUUAACGCGUUUUUUCCUGUAUAUUUUGUAUAUACAUAUACAUAAUAUUAUAUAUAUAUAUAUAUACAUACGUCAGUCUUUAAGUAUACCAUGAUAUUUUUCUACGUCCCCUAAAAGUGAGACGGAAAGCGAGUAAUGAAAAAAAAAAAAAGUACACACGUACACACUCAACAUUCAUACACAUACACAUACACGUAUGGAGAACUAAAAAUUUGUAAAUAUUGUCUGGCUUAGAGAAUAUAACAGAAUCGUGAUGAGAGAAACGAUUAAAUAAAAAGUGAUACUCGAUAACGAA